AUGCUUGCUUCAGAAACUUACACAUCAAAUACAUUUCUGUAUUUUGCUUAUGGUAGUAAUAUGCUUUCAUUUAAGAUGAAAUUAAAUGGCUUAUCAGCAGAAUUUGUUUCUAUAGCACGCUUAGAUAAUAGCCGUCUGGACUUUAUUAGGUAUUCAAGGUUUUGGGCAGGACCAACAGCAACUGUUGUGCCCACUGCUAAUGCUCAUAUUUGGGGUGUGAUCUGGCGCAUGCCUGUGGAUGAUUUGGACCGUCUUAAUGAGCAAGAGGGCUUAGAAAGUAAAAUAUACUAUUCAAAGUCUGUUCAAGUUUUAUCACCACAUUUAGGUAUUUAUUUUUGCCGCAUAUACAUCCAAACAUUAAAUCCCUUGCCAAUUGGAGAUAAAGAUAAAAUACCUGUAGAACGUUGGCCAUCCUGUACUUACAAAAAAGUAUUAAUACACGGUGCUAUGGAGCAUCACCUACCGCAAUAUUAUAUAGAAAUGUUGAGAAAUAUUAAACAUAAUGGACAAAAAGGAUGCUAUAAAAUGCAUAUAUUUUUGCGACAAUAUGCAGACAGUAAGAAGUCUUGUUUAUGUAUUUCGCGGCAACCUGUUCAAAAGCCACUUCAACUGGAUUUGAGAAAAUUCAGAGCUCAAAAAUAGAGCAGCUAAGUAAAUACUAAUAUAAUUGAAGUCUU
Molecule: messenger RNA, 677 nt
Organism: Nymphalis io (European peacock)
Lineage: Eukaryota; Metazoa; Arthropoda; Insecta; Lepidoptera; Nymphalidae
Product: gamma-glutamylcyclotransferase-like
Exons: 3
Coding region: 1-642 (213 amino acids)
Molecular function (GO): gamma-glutamylcyclotransferase activity
Source: RefSeq, a predicted model, not a curated record